Molecule: messenger RNA, 1864 nt
Organism: Camelina sativa (false flax)
Lineage: Eukaryota; Viridiplantae; Streptophyta; Magnoliopsida; Brassicales; Brassicaceae
Source: RefSeq, a predicted model, not a curated record
AUGGACAAGAAGUUUCGUGUCAACACUAACGGCGAACGCGACAUCUGGUCAACGGCGGAGGAGACUCCGGAAACGGCAACGUUUAGGCGAGGUGGGUCUCAGUCACAAGCACCACAGAUGCAGCAGCAGCCGUCGUCUCAGUUUCAUCAACCGGAGAGUUCUCACCAGAGGGUUUCUAAUGGUUUCUUGAAUGACCUGCAAACCCUAGAAUCCUCUUUUGGUGGCCUCUCUUUCUCUGAUUCAACUGUUCGUCAGAACAGUCAACCGAUGCCCCCUAAUCGGUACAAUCAUGUGAUCAACGGCGGCGGUAGUGGCGUUGUUGUUGUUGGUGGUGGUGGUAAUGGGUACAUGCCUCCUCUGAGUGCUGCUUACUACCAGCGUGAAUUAGAAGGGAUGCAGAGGUUUAAUUACUACCAGCGUGAAUUAGAAGGGAUGCAGAGGUUUAAUCAGAUGCAGCAGAGACUGUCUGUUCAGAACGAUUGUUCUAAUCGAUCGUCGUAUGAUACUUAUGGGUUGCUUAACAAUGGUAUCAUGAAUGGAGUUUCUUAUUCUUCAAGAAACCAUGUCUCAGAUCAGAACCCUUGGGAUUACAGUAAUGGUUUUGGGACUGGAAUGAACAAUCCUUGGAUGGGUUCUGGUUAUAACCAUGAUCAGGCGUUGGCUAUGGCGAACUGGAGGGAGCCGCCAUCCAUACUUUCGAUGGCUAAAGAUAAAGAUUUGAGAGACCAUCUGCUGAUGCUUCUCUUGGGUCCUCAGGAGAGCGUUGAUGUGAUCUACAACGCUCUCUUUGCACAUCUCUUUGACUUGAUGGUGGAUUCUCAUGCUAAUGAUGUCGUUAGGAGGCUUAUGGACAAAUGCAGCCCCGAACAGAUCAUUCAGAUUCUUGAUAUGGUUACUCAGUCCCAGUCUCAGUUUGUUAACCUAUGCUUUGAUCCACUCGGAAGCAAGGCAAUGAAAUGGCUGGUGAUUAAUACAAGACUUCGUUGUGGGGAGGAUCAAAUUUUGCGCUUCCUGGGAGCUAUAACCACGGUAGCACUCCGGUUGACAAGGAGCAGCAAUGCUAAAGAAGUGAUUCUGGAAUGCUUUUGCCAGUUUACUUUCCCGCAGUGUAGGCAUCUUGUUGAAGUUGUAGCUGGACAUUGUUACCAGAUAGCGAUUGAUCAACACGGCUGCAGCCUGAUACAGCAAUGUUUUAACAAUAAACGUCCGAUGCCUUUUCAAAUAAGGCAGCGUUUUAUUAUCGAGAUAAUCACUCAUGCGUUGAAACUCUGCUUGAACUGCUACGGAAACUACGUGGUACAGUAUGUCGUGGAGCUGGAAAACCAACAGGUGACAGAAGCGCUCGUGGUACAGCUGUUAGGGAGCUAUGCAUACCUCGCCCGUAACAAAUAUGGAAGUCAUGCUGUCCAGAAGUUGCUGCAGCUAAAGAGUAUCAACACUAGGUUGAUCGUAAAUGACUUGGUUCAAGAGAUUGAUACACUUCUUCUCGACCCGUUUGGGAACUAUGUCAUUCAAACCGCAUGGUUUGUCUCUAAGGAUGAUGUGCGCCAGAUGUUGAGGUGGCAUAUUGAGCGUAAUAUUCGGUUGAUGAGGUGUAACAAGUUUGGGAACAAGAUUCUGGAGAGGCUCAAUAUCUAGAGGAGAGAGGAGGAGCCCAAUGGUAGAAAAGAGAAACAAUGUUGUUUGGUGUUUGUUAGUUGGCUUUGGUGUUGUUAGCUUUCUCUGUUUUGAUUGAUUCAGAUUUUGUGUUGUUGCUGGUUACUAGUAUUUGAUUAGCCGUUGUUGAUGUUUCUAGGUGAGAGUGUUCUCUGUGGGUGUUUUCUUUUACUUUAACGUUUUGUUAAAUCAUAGGAUAAUUGUUAGA